Molecule: messenger RNA, 533 nt
Organism: Scomber scombrus (Atlantic mackerel)
Lineage: Eukaryota; Metazoa; Chordata; Actinopteri; Scombriformes; Scombridae
Product: cytochrome c oxidase subunit 8B, mitochondrial-like
Exons: 2
Coding region: 46-258 (70 amino acids)
Biological process (GO): mitochondrial electron transport, cytochrome c to oxygen
Cellular component (GO): mitochondrion
Source: RefSeq, a predicted model, not a curated record
UGAGAUCUUCAGAGAGCAGACAUCUCUUCACUACUACACACCAACAUGUCGGGGCUUCUGAGGACCAUCGCUAGCCGCGCUGCCCCUGUCCUGCGGGGACAGAGCGUCAUCCAGCGGGCUCAUCUCACCACUGGUCCCGCUAAAGACCCCGUCGGGCCUGCUGUGAAUUGCAUCGGAUUGGCCAUGUUCUCUCUGGCAAUCCUGGGACCAUCUGGAUGGAUCCUGGCCCACCUGGAGGACUACAAGAAGAAAGCAUAAAGUGGACAUUUUAACAGUCUAAAACCUGGUGAAUCCAGCCCCCCCCCGUCUCCAGAGAUAACCUGGGACCAUCAUCGUCAUGUUCCACGCCUGACAAGAAGGAGGAACAAGUUUUACAAUUCACUCUUCUACCUCUCCGUUAUUUCCACUCCAGAUUCCAGCAAGCAACGUUUCCAACACUUUGACUCUUAAGAAUACAGUGAAAAUUGAAUUGUGCAUCUUCCCCCAUACGGAGUAUGUUACAAGAUUAAAUUUUAAAACAACUAUGUUGCUCG